Trachemys scripta elegans is the source of this 3405-nucleotide messenger RNA. RefSeq names its product KIT ligand (gene KITLG). The transcript has 10 exons. Gene Ontology annotation, cellular component: plasma membrane. Lineage: Eukaryota; Metazoa; Chordata; Testudines; Emydidae. The record is from RefSeq and is a predicted model, not a curated record. Gene Ontology annotation, molecular function: cytokine activity; stem cell factor receptor binding. Gene Ontology annotation, biological process: cell adhesion; positive regulation of cell population proliferation. Bases 341 to 1171 code for a protein of 276 amino acids.
CCCCAUUCCUGGAGACUGUGGGAGGAGAGGGAGGGGAAAGGCGUGUCUCGCCCCGGCUCAGGCUGCCGCUGCUUCUACUGCGCCUGCUGCUGGAGGCAGAGCGGCGCUAUAAAAGAACUGGCGCGGCGCCGGCUCCGGUCUCAGUCAGCGCCUCUGCUCACGCCGUGGAGACAGCGAGCAGCGCGGCUUGCGAGCCAAGGGGCCGGGGAGAGAGUGGGCGCUCGCUCCGGGCAACCCCAAUGCGUGGACUAUCUGCCGCUGCACUAUGCUGGAGCCACAGUGCCGCUGAACGGAGAUUGCACGCGGCCGGCUGGGCUGGAUUGCAGCGCUGUCUUUCCUUAUGAAGAAGACACAAACUUGGAUUAUCACUUGCUUUUAUCUUCAACUGCUCCUACUUAAUCCUCUUGUCAAAGGUCUCUGUGGGAAUCCAGUGACAGAUGAUGUGAAUGACAUUACAAAACUGGUUGGAAAUCUUCCAAAUGAUUAUAUGAUAACCCUUAGGUAUGUUCAGAAGAUGGACACUCUGCCUAAUCACUGUUGGUUGCAUUUGAUGGUGCCUGAGUUUUCAAAGAGUCUGCAUAAUCUUCUGCAAAAAUUUUCAGAUAUGUCUGAUGUUUUAAGUAACUAUUCAAUCAUCAAUAAUCUCACGAGGAUAAUCAAUGAUAUUAUGUUAUGUCUAGAUUCUGAGAAAAAUAAGAAUUUUAGAAAAGAAAAUGUUCAUCUUUAUGAAGAAGGCAGGUUCAUUCCUGAAGAAUUCUUUAGGCGCUUUAAUAGAACUAUUGACGCCUACACGGAUUUUGCAAAAAAAUCAGAUCAUAGUGACUGUGUUCUGCCAUCAACAACAGAAACACCAGAGAACAAUCCAAGAGUCAGUGUAACAAAUCCAUUGUUGUUACUUCCUGUUGCUGCCAGUUCCCUUAAGAAUGACAGCAGUGACAGUAACAAAGAGGCACUCGACUUCAUUAGCAGCCCCAGCCUGAAAGUGAUAAGCAUAGCACUGCCGUCAUUGUUUUCUCUUCUUAUUGGCUUUACUUUGGGAGCCAUCUGCUGGAAGAAAACACAUCGCACACCCAGACCAGAAAGUGAUGAAACAACACAGUGUAAUAACUGUCAAGAGGAUAAUGAGAUAAGUAUGUUGCAGCAAAAAGAAAAAGAGCUCUUACAAGUGUAGCUGUUGCUUUUUUCCAACACUGUUACUGUUUCAUGUACUGGCAGCCAACAGUUCCAUGUUUGCUUCAUAAAUGAAGCAACUUUAAGCAUAUUCAUAUUCCUUCUGGAGUGACAGACUGAGUCUGCAUUGAUUGCUCCCCAGGAUCCAUACUGAUUCAAAGACAUGAGAACGAAGGGCGUGUUUGUUACUGUGAAACCAGCACUGAAUUGAACAGCAUCAAGAAGAGUGUGCUCUGAGCAGAACUGUAUUUUAUUCAAAUACCUACCUUGUGUGGAAUUGGGAGUCAUUUAACUGUACAGUCCUUACAGCUGAUUCUGGCAAAGGAAGUACGUGGCCUGAACAAAAAAAAAAACCCAUCUUUCAAAUGCCUCCAGAAACAUGUAAUCUUUGAAAGUCAUAAGGAAGUUUGUAUUCUUAAUUUACAUCCUGUGUCCUCUUGCUUACCCUGAUGCCUACAAAUGGAGUUCUCUGAAUUAAAAAAAAAAAAAAAAAAAUGCAGAAAUGGAUACAGAAACAUACUCUGCAGUAUUGUUGUGUAAAACUUGCAAGACAGGUGGUGCACCGGACCAGUGUGCUAGCCUUUUACUUCUAAGGAACUGGUUUCAUAUCUAGCAAAGGUCAUAUGUAAAAUGAGAUGUGGUCUCUAUCUUGUGCCAGGUGGAUGUACGUCCACCUCAAAAAUCCUCCAUAGAACUUGGCUUGGCUGGUGGUCUCCAUUUAGAAGAAGCAAAGAAUGGAUCAAAAAGAAGUAAAGCGGAAGGGACAGUAGCAGGAUGGAGCUUUGACAGCAUUAGGAGAAACUGUUGUAUGUGUGAAGACUCCAAUUAAAAUCCCAGCCAUAGAAUGGGGAGGGAAAACAAAGUUUGAAUUGCAUUCAACAUCUGGAAUAACAGUACACUCAUGAAACCUUUUCUAAAUAUUGAUGAUGCAUGCCACUGAUUCCUUAGCUUAUAUAAGAUGUAGGAAAUGUGGAAGAUACUGAUAAUGAAUUUAUUAAUUACUGCGGACAUACAGUAAAAGCUAUUUGCAUUGUGUUUUAAAUGACUAAUACGGUUUUAUUUUUUAAUCCGGCAUCCUCCUCUUUUUUUUUUUUUUUAAGAUGAAUUCUAGUCAAGGUAUGAAAGCUUUAUUUCCAGUUGUCCUCAGUGUCUACUGCUAUUAUUAAAUACAUGAACUACAGAAACAAGACUGAUAAUAAAUUAAGACUUUGUCAGACAUGCAUUUUUAAGGAGGCACUAAAAAUACUAUGCUGAAACUUGCAACGUGCUUUUUAUGCAUCCCAUUUGUACAGUCUCUUUCCAGAAAAUGGAUACUACUUAUUUAUCUAUUUUAAUGUUGUCUGCUGCAGAAAGAAGGAAUGUCUCACCCCAAAUGACAAACUGCCUAACAGCUGACCAUUAACCCAGUAACAGUUAAUUAAAAUAUGUCUAAAAUAUUUUGUUUUAAUGACUUCAUAAAGCUGACUAUAUUUUAGAGAUACUUUUAGAAGAACUGUCAUGGAUGCUUUAGUUAUUUCCUUAAUCUGCUAUGAACUAUAUGUCAAAGGAAUUUACUAUACAUAGGGUCUGUUAAUUAGUAAGACAGCUGAGUGCCACAAUGUACAAAAAGUAUUAUGAUCAAUGAUGGAGAUUACAGAUAUGUAUAGACAAUUUGGGUGGAAACUUGGCAAGUCAAUGGCAAACUCCUGUUGAUUUCAAUGGGGUCAAAAUUUGCCCUGUAGGGUCUAGUUUUCAAUGUUCUAGCAGUGAUACUCAGCUGGUAUAAACUGUCAUAGCUCCAUUAAAGUCAAUGGAGCUAUGAUAAUCUACAUUAAUUGAGGAUCUGUCCCUACAGCAGGUCAAGAGGCUUUUGUGUAAGUCAGAAUUGGACCCUAAUGUCUUGACUUUCAUAAGGUGCUGGAGCACCCACCACUUCAAUUGAAAUAAAUGGGAGAAGCUCAGCACCUCUAAAAAUCAGACCCUUAGCAACUUUUAGCACUACAGAAAACCAAGCAGUAGAAUUCUCCAUCUAUAGUAGCUCCAUCUGACACAAUAAUGUAUGUGUCUGUAUUUCUUACACUAGUAUUUCAAGCCUACUUUAAAAGUUCCACUUUUAGAAUCUCAGCAUGACCUAAUGUUUGUUUGCGAACUUGCACCUAGAGCCCUGCAGUAGGACUAGGAUCCUGCUGCCAUAAUAGUGGGAGUGGGUAAAAUGUACUUUGUUGCUGGCAGGAUUGGGUGGGCAAAAAAAAAAAA